Perca flavescens (yellow perch) is the source of this 2920-nucleotide messenger RNA. RefSeq names its product UDP-Gal:betaGlcNAc beta 1,4- galactosyltransferase, polypeptide 4 (gene b4galt4). Gene Ontology annotation, molecular function: galactosyltransferase activity. NCBI's taxonomy places the organism in Eukaryota, Metazoa, Chordata, Actinopteri, Perciformes, Percidae. The transcript is spliced from 7 exons. Bases 643 to 1683 code for a protein of 346 amino acids. The record is from RefSeq and is a predicted model, not a curated record. Gene Ontology annotation, biological process: carbohydrate metabolic process. Gene Ontology annotation, cellular component: Golgi apparatus.
ACGUUAAUGUUAGCUAGAUAUCAUGGUGUUGCUCAGAGCUGAUAGUUUGUCACUGUCAAUCGUAGUGUAAAAAAAAGCUAAAAUUGCCAAGGUUGUACUCUUUAAUACGUUUUCCAACAGCCAAUACUUGACAAUGAAUACUAUACUAACGUUAGUUUAAUGCGUUAUGUGCUCAUGGUGGUUACAUUUCUCUGUUUUAUAACCUGGGGAGCGUUGCCUUGCUAUUUUAUAUUGAUAUCUUGUAUCAUGAUGCAUUAUAUUUCCUGUAUUUGUUACAGUGUGGAAAUGCAUGGCCAAUAACGUACUUGUUUCAUUAUUGUAAACUGGAUAUCUUGGUUUGAACUGCUGAUCGGACAAAACAAUUGUCGGAGAACAGAGGAAGUUUUGGCCUCACCUCCUGAAACUGGAUUUUGAGGGUUCAGCGAUGGAUUUUCACCAAUAACUUUAACCUUACUUUACAGUGUUCAUAUACUUGAUUCACUGUAUAGUUCUGCAGCAUGUUUCAUCGCCAUGGGAUGACCGGUUAGUGGAACUGUGGCUGUCAGUAAUUUAGCUGAAAUGUCCUGCAGGGUGGAAAUAUCUUACUAACUGAUAGCACCUACAGUUGCAACAACUGUUUCAUAUCAGCGCAGUUACACAGCCAUGGGCUUCUUAUCGCCUCUGUGCAAGAUUUUGCGGAGGGGGAAAUAUUUUGUACUGCUCCUUCUUUUGCUCUCAGUGCUCGCAUGGAUUGCAACUUUUUCAGGCGAAACAGUGAAACGUGGCCGGGUUUUCUCCGCCACACCAAAAACUCUUGUCAAAGGAGACAGUCUGAGGGAUAAACUCAACACUUGGACAGAGGCACCCGAUCUCUUGAAUACUCCACCCCCGAAAGUAGAAUGCCCUCAGGAGUCACCAUUGCUACAGGGAGCUCUGAAGCUGUCCUUUGAAUCCUCUCUGAAACUGAAGGAUGUGGUGAGUGACAACAAAGGAGUGACUGAAGGCGAGUAUGAGCCCUCAGACUGCACAGCGAGGCAGAGUGUAGCAAUCCUCAUCCCUCAUCGCAGCAGAGAGAGGCACCUGCUGUACCUGUUGCACCACCUGCACCCCUUUCUGCAGAGGCAGCAGCUACACUACGCCAUUUAUGUCAUCCAACAGGCUGGUGAUGCGACGUUUAACCGUGCCAAGUUACUCAAUGUCGGGUAUUUGGAAGCACUGAAGGACUACAGUUGGGAGUGCUUCAUCUUCCAUGAUGUGGACCUGGUUCCUGAAAACGAUCACAACUUAUAUGUCUGUGACAAGCAGCCCAAACACUUGGUGGUUGGCCGGAACGCCACAGGAUACAAGCUGCGUUACAAAGGCUACUUUGGCGGAGUCACAGCUAUGACCAAAGAGCAGUUUCUUCAAGUGAAUGGAUUCUCAAACACUUACUGGGGUUGGGGCGGAGAAGAUGAUGACCUUCGCAUCAGAGUUGAGCUGCAGAAAAUGAAGAUUGUGCGGCCACCCGCUGAUGUAGCUCGCUACACCAUGGUGUUUCACAAACGGGACAGUGGCAAUGAAAUAAACAAAGACAGGAUGAGAUUGUUAGGACGAACACCGCAGGUAUGGAGAAAGGAUGGACUGAACAGCUGCUCAUAUAAGACUAUGUCGGUAGAGAGGCUUCCUCUUUAUGUGAAUGUAACUGUGGACAUUGGUAAGCCAUAGAGUUGAGAUUUCAAACCGUAAGCCUUGCUGUGACUACAAAAUAUUUUUAUAUAGUAUGUUUAGGCCAUUGAGUGCACAAAAGCUACUAUGUGGUGUGUAAAACACCAUAUUAAGCACACAAAUGCACAUUGUUUUGAUUAGUUUAUAUAUCAGACUUAAGUUAAGAUGGCAACUACAUCUUUGCACAUUUUUGCAUACUUUCUGCCUUAAUUUCUUCAUAUUGUGACCAGCCUGUACAAAAAUUAAACAGUUUUUUCUUUCAAGUAAUGAUUGGCCUUGGUCAAAUAAAGAAGUUGCUGACAUCCAGCUGCCAGACUUCGAUUAAUUUAUGCAUAUGCCUAAUUAUUUGGCCUACAUUAUAUGGUACAGCAUAAAACAUGCCAAUGUUAUAUAAAAAAACAUGCACACAUUGACAAUGUGUAUUUUGUGUGCUUCAUUCUGUUGCAAUUACUUUUUCUUUAGCCCCUACACACAAGCGGGGCAGGACGUUUAAUAUUUCUAGUAGCACAUAGCAUGUAGUGACCUCACAUAUUUCCCAGAAUUCUAAUCAGAUAGGAGAUAACUGAGAACACCCCUUCGGUGUGCAGAGCCUUGAAGAUUAAGUUAAUGUUUAGGUUUGAUUCAAGGCAAUGAAAUGUUUGAUAGCUUACUAGACGUGUUUCAUUGACACUGACAUGUUCAUAUCACAAACGUAGAAGUAGAAGAUCUGAUUUAAGUAGAUCCGUUCAUCAGAGUAAUGUGCAUUAAAGAUGCAGUAAUUGAUUUUGGAUUAGUAGAUGGCAGAAGGACAAAACAAACUAACAGCAACAGGGCCUUGAAAUACUAUUAGCUUAUAAGUUUAUAGCAAACUAAUGCCUACCCAUUACAGUACCUAUAUUUAUAAAAAAGAAAUAAAAGUAUAAUCCCCUUUAGACUUGUCAUGGUUUAUUGUUUUACAGUAGAUGUAAUUAGUUUCUUUUAGACACAGAUCAAUUAAAACAUUUUUAGGUCAAAUGCAUCUAUAUUUACGGGAUCCAGCCGUUGGUUAGUCAGUUUUUUUAACGAGACGACCAAACAUAAAGCCGACAAUAUAAAGCAUCUGCGGUUUCUGGUGUUUGUUGAUGGAGGACAAUAUAAAUAAUAUUAAUUAAAUCCUAGUAAUCUUAAAUUGCUCAUUUUCGGAGGUCUUCUCAUCUAAAACUUGCCAGUAAUAUUACUGCUCUGUAUUAUAAAGUGAGUGCAUUUAAAAAAAAAAAAA